Messenger RNA from Archocentrus centrarchus (flier cichlid), 1168 nucleotides. RefSeq names its product phospholipase C, X domain containing 1, tandem duplicate 2 (gene plcxd1.2). NCBI's taxonomy places the organism in Eukaryota, Metazoa, Chordata, Actinopteri, Cichliformes, Cichlidae. Gene Ontology annotation, molecular function: phosphoric diester hydrolase activity. The record is from RefSeq and is a predicted model, not a curated record. Gene Ontology annotation, biological process: lipid metabolic process.
AGAGGAAACCAGGAAAUUCAAAGUUUUGCUACCGUCUCUCCUCCUCCUGACGCAGCAGCUUGCUCUCGAGCAUUUAAAGGAGGGAGGGAAUAAAACCACAUCGAUCACGCAAAUGAUCGGCUUACGCAGACUUCGGAUCGAUAUCUCAGACCCGGUUUCAGGGAGUCCACUGCGGGCCGGUGACUGAUUGAGCGACAUGGACACAAACUGCGAGGACUGGAUGUCAGCUCUACCUGAAGAGCUUUGGGACUUUCCUCUGACACACCUGGCCAUACCAGGAAGCCAUGAUGCCAUGAGUUACUGCCUGGACAUAAACUCGCCUUUGGUCAGGUCUGAGUCGGACUUCCGGCUCCUGGAUGCACUUUUCAGCUGUUUCACAAGGCCAAUCAUUUUUAAAUGGGCUACCACGCAGGACAAAAUCAUUGAGGAGCAGCUUUCAAUGGGGAUCCGGUACUUUGAUCUUCGCGUGGCGCACAAACCGCAUGACUCAUCCAGUGACCUGUACUUCACACACGUCAUAUACACUCACCUAACAGUACUGGAAACACUUGCGUCUGUUGCUUCCUGGCUGAAGUCUCACCCAAAGGAGAUCGUCAUCCUCGCUUGCAGCCAUUUUGAAGGAAUGGACGACAAAUGCCACCAAUCAUUCAUUUUGUCCCUGAAGAAAUUGUUUGGCUCUAAGCUGUGUCCCCGAAAGGAAUCAGUCCUGACCUUGCGGAGUCUGUGGGCGUCUGGUUACCAGGUCAUCCUGUCCUAUGAAUGCCAACUUGCAGUGAGACAUCAGGAGCUGUGGCCUGCCAUCCCUUACUGGUGGGCUAACCAGCACACAGCGCAGGGGGUCAUCACUUACUUGGACUGGCACAAAGACCUGGGACGUCCAGAGGGUUUCUUCGUGUCCGGCCUGAAUCUGACAGCCGAUAGAUGUUACAUCACCAAGCACCAGAAGGAAUCCCUGCGGACACUCACCUACAGCAACUGGGAGUGUUUGAAGACAUGGCUGGAGGAGCAGACUCCCGGAUCGGACCCCAAGAGCCUCAACAUCGUUGCAGGAGACUUUGUGGGGCCACUGCCGUUGUGCUCUGCGGUGAUUGCACUGAACCAAAAACUGCGACGGAAGAACUCCGGCAAGAGAAAAAAUCAUUAAUAGUUACACCACACCCAAUUUCCG